Cladophialophora immunda is the source of this 936-nucleotide messenger RNA. RefSeq lists its product as uncharacterized. Bases 1 to 936 code for a protein of 311 amino acids. The transcript has a single exon. The record is from RefSeq and is a predicted model, not a curated record. NCBI's taxonomy places the organism in Eukaryota, Fungi, Ascomycota, Eurotiomycetes, Chaetothyriales, Herpotrichiellaceae.
AUGGCUACAUCCUUGGGCAAAAGAAUUGUCUUCACGGGGGGUUCGGGAAAAGCUGGACGACACUGCAUUCCAUAUCUGCUGAACAAAGGACAUCAGGUUCUGAAUCUGGAUCUGGUGGACUUCCCAAAAGACCACAUCCCUCCUGGAAAGAGCGUAUACACGAUGAAAACAGAUCUGACUGACGGCGCUCAAGUCUUCAAUGCAUUGUCGUCGUUAUUCUCGAUGAGCGAGUUCAGCCUGCCGAAGCAUCCUGGUCCUCCCGAUGCUGUCAUCCACUUUGCGGCAUAUGCCCGAAACAUGAUCGUUCCAGAUAGCGAGACUUUUCGAGGCAACGUCAUGAGCACAUACAAUGUGAUCGAGUCUGCUUGCAAAUUGGGUGUCAAGAAGAUUGUUAUAGCCAGCAGCGAGACAACCUAUGGCGUUUGCUUCACACAGGGAGACGAUGACUACCAUUCCUUCCCUCUUGAUGAGGAAACUUACGAUCGCAAUCCGGAAGAUACGUACGCCUGCAGCAAGCUGACUGGGGAGCGGAUUGCGCGGACUUUUGCCCGCCGGUUCAAUAUCGACAUCUACGCUUUGGUGAUCGGCAAUGUGAUUGAACCACACGAGUACGAGAGGGAUUUCCCCCGACACGUGGGCAAGCCAGAAACGAGGAAAAGAAAUGCCUGGAGCUAUAUUGACGCUCGGGACCUCGGUCAGAUUUGUGACUUGUGUGUUGCGAAGAGCGGACUCGGCUUCCAGGUCUUCAAUGCAACCAACGACACUAUUACAACGGCAGUGCCGACAGAGGAGUUUUUGAAGAAGCACUGUCCCAACACGCCAAUUACGCGGAAGAUGGGGGAGUGGGAGGCGCCGCUCUCAAACAAGAAAAUCCGAGAUGUCUUGGGAUUUCAGGAUGUCCACGAUUGGAGAAAGUAUUACACUCACAAGGAGUAA